This is a messenger RNA of Tetrahymena thermophila SB210, 1356 nucleotides long. Its product is annotated as microtubule-binding protein MIP-T3. Lineage: Eukaryota; Ciliophora; Oligohymenophorea; Hymenostomatida; Tetrahymenidae. Gene Ontology annotation, molecular function: microtubule binding. Gene Ontology annotation, biological process: cilium assembly; intraciliary transport; regulation of microtubule cytoskeleton organization. The record is from RefSeq and is a predicted model, not a curated record. The transcript has a single exon. Gene Ontology annotation, cellular component: axoneme; intraciliary transport particle B; centrosome.
AUGGCUGAUGAUAAAUUUUGGGAGCCUACAAUCAAGUUAUAUACAGGCUUUAUUAAAAAACCUUCUAUGAGCGAAAAGCUACUUGCAAAACCUCCUUUUAAGUAUUUAUUUGACAUCAUCUUAGCAACUAUGGAUGCAACAGGAUUUGGACAAGGAUUAUAUACAGAUUAGGAAAAGGAUGCAAAUUAUUAUGAAAAUAGAGAUCUUAAAAUUUUAUUUUUGAGAAAGGUUAUUGAUUUGAUUUAAUAUACUAACAAAUCUAGUUUAUAGGCCAAACCCAAUAAAAUCGUUGCUGGUUUGGAACCUGAGCAUACUAACUCUUUCCUUUGCGAACUCCAUAGAGUUGCUACAACUCCUGAAUUAUGCUAAAAGGGUAAUAGUAUAGUCAAAAAGUUAUUGGCUAAAAUUGAAAAAGAAACCUAAGGUGGUGGAGAUGCAGGAGAAAAGCCUGCUGAGAAAGGAGGAGAAGAACCAUAAAAGAAGCCAGAAAAGAAACCUUAAUAGGAGCCACCUGCUGAACAACCAAAGCCUAAAAGAGAAGAUCCUCCAAGUUAGCCUAAAGUCGAAAGAAGUAACAGCAAGGGUGUUGGAGGUUAAGUUGAUGAGCCUGUUCCUGUAAAUAGACAAAACAUGCGUCCAUCAAGUGCUGCUAAAGCCCCUCCAAAAAUAGCUAAUAAUGUUAAAGUUGCUGAUACUUAAAGUAAAGGAAAGGGCACAACUGGAGUUAUUGUUGAUCGCGGAGAUAAGGACGAAGAUGAUCAAAAUGAAGCUGAACAAGCAGAUAACAGAGGCAGUCAACCAGAAAAUGCAGGCGGAAAAGGAGUUAGUAAGUUUACUAAUCAAGCAUUGAAUGAUAAUCUAGGAAUUGUGCCUUCUGCUUAAAAAGACUAAGGUGGAGAAGAAGGAGACAACUAAGGAGGUAUUAAAUUCAAAAGAAAGAUAGGAAAUUAAAAGCCAACUAUUGGUGGUUCUACUACUGCAACUGCUGGUGGCACUACUGCUGUCCUUCAAGGUGCUUCAAGUGGCGCAGAUAUUUCAGCUUUAACCUAGAUGGUCUAAGAAAUAGCUAAAAAUGUUAAUCCACUAGGAAAAUCUCUUGAAUUCAUUGCUGAUGAUAUCGAAAGCAUGAACCACGAAUUAGAUUAUUGGACUAAAUAAUACAAGUAAUACAAAGAAAAAAUGUAAAACGAAUUAAAGGUGACUGAUGAAAUGCUUUAGCCUAUCUAAGACUAAAUUGCAGAAAUUGAAGAAAAAAUCAGUGAUAAGAGAAAUAAGAUAUCAAAUGUGAAGGCUUAAUUAAUAAAGAACUAAUCCCAAAUCUAAACUUUGCUCUACUCUGUUGUUUCAACCAAAUGA